Gongylonema pulchrum is the source of this 681-nucleotide messenger RNA. Lineage: Eukaryota; Metazoa; Nematoda; Chromadorea; Rhabditida; Gongylonematidae. The record is from the annotation of a GenBank genome assembly.
AUGGAACAAACCCAUCCGGAGUUCAUGCGUGGUGAAGAUUCGGAUACACGUUAUACGGAUACUCUGUUUAUUGAACAGCAGCGCGGUUGCAGUAUCAAAGCUACGCCAAUUACAAUAGUAAUGGAGGAUUCGCGUCAGAAGAGCUUCCUUCUGAAUGUCAUUGAUACUCCGGGCCAUGUGAAUUUUUCGGACGAAAUCACAGCAGCUUAUCGAUUGAGUGAUGGCGCAGUAGUCAUCGUAGAUGCACAUGAAGGGGUGAUGCUACAAACGGAGCGUGCAAUUCGACAUGCUGUGCAGGAGCGUUUACCAUUGACUGUUUGCAUCAACAAAAUCGAUCGACUGAUUUUGGAACUCAAAUUACCACCCACUGAUGCGUACUAUAAAUUGCGCUUUGUUCUUGACCAGAUCAACAGCUUGCUUCACUCACGAUACAAUAUCUGCUUUUCGUUACGUAGCUUUGCGAAUCUCUACGCCGAGCACUAUGGUUCGUUUAAUGGAAUAGAAUUUGCACGUCGAUUAUGGGGCGACCAGUACUUUGACAAGAAAUCUCGCAAAUUUGUACGAAAGCCACCACAUCAGGGAGCGACACGUUCGUUCGUUGAAUUUAUUCUCGAACCUCUCUACAAAAUAUUUUCCCAGGAUUCGAGCCGACGUCGAUUAGGACAAUUAGCAGUAUUGUAA